This is a messenger RNA of Neocloeon triangulifer, 501 nucleotides long. RefSeq lists its product as uncharacterized. The record is from RefSeq and is a predicted model, not a curated record. The transcript has 2 exons. Bases 1 to 501 code for a protein of 166 amino acids. NCBI's taxonomy places the organism in Eukaryota, Metazoa, Arthropoda, Insecta, Ephemeroptera, Baetidae.
AUGUCUCUGAACGCACUGCCCAGCCCGUGGUGUUCUCUGCUGGGCGCGCUCACCUCGGCUACGACGGAGGCCAAACGUGCGAACGCUUCCGCUGGCUCAGGGCACCAUGUAAAGAUCUGCGAGGACCCGCCCCAGAGGAGAGGCUACCCUGCGGAAGGCUCGUUCAGCCCUGUCGUCCACCCAGUUUACCAGCCGAGUCGCCUCAUCCGCCGCCCAGGAGGGUCGUCGGUCGCCGACUCAGGGGCUUCGUCCCCGUUGCUGCCCCGUUCCGCCACCCCUACCCCUAGCAUCCUUAGUGCUGGCAGUCAGGAGAUCCUCAGGGUCCGCUGUCGGAUCCUGCCCUCGGUCGCCGAAGUCAAGCCUUCCAGACCCAACACCCCCUCGCUCCCGCCGCCUCCACCGACGCCUCCGCAACUACAAAAACAACCAGUAACAGGUGAGCCACCCCCUAACAACCCCCCGAAAGGUACCACCCUGAGAGACACGUGGGUGUUUACCUGA